Messenger RNA from Acanthocheilonema viteae, 405 nucleotides. Lineage: Eukaryota; Metazoa; Nematoda; Chromadorea; Rhabditida; Onchocercidae. The record is from the annotation of a GenBank genome assembly.
AUGGUUUUGGUGGCUGGGAAAAGGGUGAAAAUUGUGAAAAAGCACAGACGUCGCUUCACGAGGCAUGAAUCAGAUCGUUACCAUCGGCUGCGUCCAAAUUGGCGAAAACCAAAGGGUAUUGAUAAUCGUGUCCGAAGAAGGUUCAAGGGACAGCGCCGCAUGCCAAAAAUUGGUUAUGGUAAUGCUAAAAAGACGCGACAUAUGCUGCCAAAUGGAUUUAGGAAAGUACUGAUACACAAUGUCAAGGAUUUGGAUAUGUUGUUGAUGCAAAAUAAGAGGUUCGCCGGUGAAGUGGCGCACGGCGUUUCAUCAAAGAAACGAAAGAGUAUUGUGGAACGGGCGCAACAGCUUAACAUCAAGUUGACCAAUGGGCAUGCAAAAAUCAGAUUUGAGGAAAACGAAUAA